Daphnia carinata is the source of this 5819-nucleotide messenger RNA. RefSeq lists its product as uncharacterized. The record is from RefSeq and is a predicted model, not a curated record. The transcript is spliced from 17 exons. Gene Ontology annotation, molecular function: protein binding. Bases 114 to 5606 code for a protein of 1830 amino acids. NCBI's taxonomy places the organism in Eukaryota, Metazoa, Arthropoda, Branchiopoda, Diplostraca, Daphniidae.
AAAACAAUUCGGACCUAAUCUUACACAAAACACCUCCUUAGCGGUAUUGAUAUUAAAGUGAGCUUGAUGUUUAUUUCAAUUUUCCCUCGAUUAAAGUACGACCUCAGUUUAAAAUGACAGCCUACUAUGUCAACGUUGCUGAAUGGAGCCCGGAACAGGUUGUAGACUGGAUGCGGGGCUUGGAUGAUACUCUUCUUCCCUAUAUGCAACCCAUGCUUGAACAAGAAAUCAAUGGCCAUAGACUCCUGUCAACUACAGUUGAAGAUUUGCCUGUGUUUCACAUAGAUAAACUUGGCCACCAAGAAAUUUUCAUGGGAGCAGUUGAUUUAUUAAGAGAUUUUCACUACAAUUUGGAUCGUGAGAAUCUUCAAUUUCUAGCUAUGCAAUUAAACUGCAAAGCUCGAAGCCUGUAUAAUGAGCUGCUACGUACAAGUCAUUCCUAUAACAACGGGAAAGCUGAACAAGUGACUACUGCAACUUUGGCAGCUGUUGCUGAUAUCAUUGAUAGAGUUAAAGAUCUUCUAUCUUGGCUUGACAGAGCACCUUUUGAUGGUCAUGAACCAUAUUUAGAAGUAAAAAGCAAGUUGCUAGAAAUAUGUCUUGAGCUUGCCACUAAUGCGCAAAGAGAUUUGUUUGCUGAACACCCAGUUCAGGUUAUUAGAAAAGGCUGCAUCUAUUUAAUCACAAUUACUGAUAGAAUAGUAUGUGAGUUUCUGGAUCCAUUGGUAUUGCAGCCAGCCUCUCUGGAUGUUGCUACUGUAAAAAAGAAACCAGAGGAAGAUGUAGUGCUUAUUAGUUCCCAUUCAAUUUCUAGUAGCUACGAUGGAACUGAUCUUCGGUUACAAGGCAUGCUUAUUCAGACAUCGUAUAAAGGUGUCCAUGUCAUUGGAGGCGUAACCUUCCAGAGUCCAGCCCAUCAGUGCGGGAAAAUAGAAGAAGGUGACGAAAUAGUACAGGUUAACUAUCAAACGGUUGUCGGUUGGCAGCAGAAAAAGCUGAAAGCCGCAAUGUUAGAAAACCCAACGAAAGUGAUCCUGACUCUAAAAAAGCGGCCACGUCAUUCGAACAAUUUUGGUCAGAUCUACGUAAAACCUUAUCGUCUGCCAAGCAAGAAGCGGGAAUCGUACCAUUUUCGGUGGCACUUGGGCGGGGAGAGCCAAACGAAGCCGGAGCUCACGUCAUCUUCCAAAGCCAUUGAUUCGGUUACUAUGAGCACGGUUCCAGUUGUGCACAUUGCGCCUCCAGUAAUGGCCGAGGUAAUGGCAGCUGAACUACCGUCGGAAGUGGAGAGUGACGAUACCGAUGAUGACAGCUUCUUACCAGACAAUCACGAUCCUAUCGCUGCGGCAGCCGCCGCUGCAGCCGUUGCGGCUGCUACGGGCUCGGAUAUGGCUGGAUGCGCGGCCGCUUCCCCGGCGAGCGUUCGACUAAUUUUGCCGAAAAACAGAUUGAGUAUCCAACGAAGAGCGACAGUGACUGGUGCAAGUCCUACGUCGUCUCGUCCAACACAUAAUAUUGAACAGUUUUGGAAGCAAUUGAAAGGCCAGCAAAGUAAAACACCCGAGUUAUUCGACUUUCUCCAUCAGCAACAACAGCAGCCUGAGCAACGUCCGCAUAGUAGUGUUGGCCACUACGAUGGCCAACCACGUAUACCGCACAAGAAAGAUCCAAGUGUUAACCAGUCAGACACCUCUGCGCCCGAUAAAGCAGGGUUGCUGCUGUUACGUGAAAAGGAGAAGGUCCACGCUGUUCCGUCGGCGUUAAUGGCCGGAAAAAUCAGUGAGGAGCCGAGUGAUUUAUGCACAGAGUUCGACCAAUUGCCAAAAGACAACAAACAAAUUGAUGGAAGUGAUGUAGAAAUCCGAUCGCCUUCGCGAAAAGUGUCGCAGGACCGACCGCGGCUGGAUAAAAGCCAAAGCACUCCGACUUACGAAUCUCUAUCAGGCGACAUGAGUUCAAUUGAGGAGAAACUACGCGAUAUUCGCUUACGCAAACAAAGCCGAGUGGAAGAAGAAGCGCCCAACCCUGUUAAAGAAGAUUCGAACCAUAGUCCUUGCCCCAUAUCUGUUUCUAAUUCCCCACCACUGUCACCUAAACCAGCCCUGCCUCCCCGAAAUAAAGUUCGGCCACCUCCGGAAGAAGACACAGUAGCUGAUCCGGCCUUGGUUAAUGCGCCUACAGAAUCCACUUCUCAUAAUUCGCUGAUCAUUCCUUCCUAUGGUCCUGAUGACAGAUCGGGUCAAGAGGCGAGCGCAGGUGUGAGUUCUGUUUUGUCCAAUUCAGCAUCACGUGAACUGUCGCACUUGGGUUUACGUCCGCACGAAAUCCGCGACCUGAUCCGUCGUGGACUUUGGCCUCGCCAUCCCACCGAUGAAGAUCGAGCGCUGCCUGCUUUGACUCGAGUAACCCGUCUGGACUCCAAUUUCGAUCCCGUUCCGGGUAGCACCGUUCCACGGAUAGCCCCCUCCCUCUUGGUGACCUACGCUCGCCAUGACGAGGAAGUUCACGUGGCCCUACCCCCAGUUAAAACGAGCAGCCACGGCAGUAGUCAUUACGGUGCAAUUAGUUCUGCCAGUCGCACCCAAUACCAGCAUCUCAGUCAGCGGCCCGCCAACUACCAACAACAGCAACAACAGCAAUGCGAUAAUGAGAGAUCAACAAGUGACGGUCUACGACAUCGCCGUGUUCCAUGUCGCGAAUUAGGAGAAGGCGAUUGCCAAGGAUGGCUGUUCCGGCGUCGUCAGACACGUGGAUUUUUCGCCGGACCCCGAUGGACACGCCGUUUUUUCGUCCUAAAGAGGCACACCCUUUAUGGUUACCGUGAUCCGGAGGAUCAAAAAGCGGAAAGUCUGAUCUGCUUACCUGGAUUUAGUUCGUCUGUUGCUACUGAAGUCAAGUCGAAGAAGUUUGCCUUUAGAGUUUUCAAUCCGGGCACGAUGUUUUACUUUGCUUGCGAGACCAAGGAGGAAUUGAACAAGUGGCUGAACACGGUGAAGCAGUCGGCUACAGCGCCUUAUGGGAACACUGGUGAAGGUUCGAACAUACACAAGGACUCCUCGUUUAUUACCAAAGGAGCUUAUUACAGCGAAACGGAAGACGAAUCCCUGGACGAAGCAGAGAACCAUAAGAGUGGUCUGUCAGCUACUCUAAGACGAAGGAAAGGGAAAGUUCCGCCAGCAUUGCCCCCUUCUAAUUCGCACAAAACAACCCCAUUCGAAGGAGCGGCAACGCUAGGUCGAAUCAAAAAGAGCCCCGAAAAUCCCUAUUCGACAGAGGAGAAGAGUUCCCCUUCUGCUUCCAAAGCCAAUAGCCGGAGCCCGAUGGCUGCCAGUUUAGACCGAAAGUAUUUGCGUUUCUUGCGGGUGGCCCCCGAAAAACAACCCGUACCUACUCCGCAAUUCCGCAGUUAUCGUAAACCGAGUCCCUCACCGUCGCCGACGGCCACAGCUCCCCCAACUGCGCUACCACCUUCACCUUGCUGGAUGGAUGGAUCCAAACCUCCACCGCGGCCGCCUAACGAUUCGAAACCGGCUUCGCCAUUCAAGCCGCUUCCAUCGCCACACGUCAUGAAAGAUCCCGUGGAAUUGAAUGAAUCGUCUUUUGAUUUCUCAUCGCCCGUUCAACCAAAGCAUCCACAUGUUAGCCGUCAUUCUGCUGAACGGGCCGCUCCACGCUCCAACCCUUCAGAUGCCAUCAAUGCUUUCCGCAAGAGUAUCAGCACUUCCAAGUUGCCCAGUACACCUACUUUGCAACUGACUAAUCAAAGUGUCAUCUCCGAAGCAUCACCAAUGGAAUCACAGGAAUUGAAAGAACGGCCUAGUUCAAUCACAUCGUUUGCACGUCGUUCCAGUCGGCCUCACAGUAUCGAAAUAAUCGAUAGCAAAUCACCGAAAUCGCCCGUUAAACCUCAGUUAGCUCCGAAACCGAACAGUGCACGAACGACAGUCAGACACGGAUCGGAACCUCCAACUGAUGCGCCUGCCAUUGACGGAGCCCAACGCCGAGCUAACAGCGGCUCGUGGAACCGCUCGAACUGUGGCGACAUCGACAUCUAUGGCAGUCUGGAAUCGGGUUACGCCAAAAUCAAACCACGUAAUGCCAGUAGCGCCAGCGACUACUUCCGCAGCGGCAAUCGUGCGGGUUCGACUAGUUCAAGUCCCAAAAAAGCGGAAUCUGUUGGACGUCGAUCCAGUGUGAGCUCUUCGAGGCGUUCUAGCACCGAUUGUGGUUCCACCGUGAAAUGUAGCGGAGUCAGCAGCAGUCUUUCGAAAUUACCUUCACCUAGUGCUUCCCUCUCGCCAGCAUCGCCCAGCCGAGGGAUGUUCGAUUUCAACAAUGUGGAUCCGUCUGGAAAGAGUUAUCGCCAAGGACCACCAGAUCAGUUAUGGAUCAAUUCUUUACGCAGUGGCAUGGCUUCAAGUCCAGGCAAGCAUGGCUGUAGUCCCGAUCGCCCUAAAAAUUCGAGUAGUAGACUGAAAAGCGCCGCCUGCUAUCAACCAAUGAACUUCCCGCUUAGUCCCAAAGACGAUGCAAAAAUGAGGACUGCCUUUGAAAUGAGUUUGGACAUCACAUCUCCGCCGACGCCGGAUCCGGAAAUUCCGAAAAUGACCGGUGCCGCCGCGGAUGCGAAACAAUUCUUCAAAAUGUUGGUUUCGCCGAAAUUCGGUCGCAAAACGACGCCAUCACCUUCCAUUCCAGCCAAAUCGAAGAUGCUCGAAGCAUCGUCGUUCGCAACGACGCCAUCUCCUCGUUCGCAGAAGACGCUUUUAGGCUCGCCUCGCCUCCAUCGUGCCAUCUUCGGCAAUUCGCGAGAAAAACGCAAGAAACUACUCGAAACUGGCGAAUCUCAUUUGCAUCCGUUCGUUCCCGAAGAGUCUGUCCUGACUUUGGAUGAUCGUCCCGAAACAGACGAAACUCAAUCGAGCUUUAAUUCAUCACUUUCGAGUGAGUUUUCUCCUCGCUUCUCACCGGCGCCUGUCAAUCAUCAUCGCUCACACCAACGACCGCCUCCGCUGAUCAACCCCGUGCAGAGCCCGUCGGUUUCCAGCAGCUGCGGCAUCGCCGUCGUAUCGCCGUACGAAGAUGGUAACGGUAGUUGUCCGGGCACGCCUAAAACUCCGUCGCUGAAACCUGCCAUGGGCGUGUCGAUGAUAGGCAAGCAACGCCGGACGCCUGUGGGACCCGAUUCACCUUUCGGUCUACCACCGAGCCCAGGACCUUUGACUGGAGGGUCUUUACGCCACAGCUCUUCGACUACGCGUUUCCCGUACUCGCUGACACCCAAAGAAGCUUCUCCAGCUCCAGCGCCUCCGUUGAUCCAAUCCACUGGAGAGCUGGAGUACCCACCCGUCUUCGAACCCGGCACGUACAGCCUGUCGGAGAAGAAUGUCGAAAUGCACGUGUCGUCGACUCGGUCUUCUCUGGCGUCAUCUACGAUGCCGCCCGUUCCAGCACCCCGCACGAAAUUUCUCUCUUCAACCACUAGCCGUUUGUCGCAUUCACCGUCGAUGGAUUCCAAUUCGAGUGCCACCAAUUCCAAUGUUGGCCAGCCACAUCGUAUCAGACUCGAAUCCCGUCGUUCCAUCGAUGAGUCAUCGAAUGCUUAAAUUUCAUUGCCAAUAUGUACUUUGAAUUGUUUAUUUUUUAUUAUUUUUUUUUUUCGUUUGACUCACUUUGCGGUGUUCCGUUGAAAUGUGUGAUUUUUUUUUUUUUUAAUCCCGCUGCCAAUUUGCAAUUUUCGCUCUGACCGUUUGCAUUUGCCACGGUUUUUUUUCCAAUGAUUCUUUUCGAGCCAAAUAUACAUUCUCUUCGUACGUUAA